AUGCCGCUACCAUUGACUAACAUUCCCUUAAAGGUCGGGCUUCCAGCUGUCGCGGCAGCAGCAGCCUACCUGAACGCACGAUGGUCCCUCUUCUAUGACGUCGGCCUCAUUAAGUCCCUCGUCAAGAUGUCCCUUCGAUCCCGAGUCGCCGAACGUAAUGACCGCCUGAAUCUCUUCUACGUCCUUGAGGACUUCGCUCUGUCUCCCGCGACCGCCGAUCAGGAAUUCAUUGUAUACAACGGUCGCUCAUGGACGUUUCACCAGACCUAUACUAUGGCCCUUCGUUACGGCGCGUGGUUCAAGAACGUCCAUGGCGUUCGCCGGAAGGAUAUUGUGGCUAUCGACUUCAUGAACUCGGCAACUUUCCUCUUCUUCACCCUCGGCUUGUGGAGCAUUGGCGCCGUUCCUGCAUAUAUCAAUUAUAACCUGGCGGGAAAGCCCCUCACACAUUCUGUGCGCGCAUCCACUGCGAAGCUCCUCAUUGUGGACGAAGAGAUUCGCGAUUGCUUCCCUCCCGAGCAAAUGGAGACAUUUGCUUCUCCGGACUUCCGCAACGGCAAGGGCUCUGUCAAUGUCUUGUUCUUUACUCCAGAUAUAGAGGCCCAGAUUUUGGAAAUGGAUCCCGUGAGAGAGGACGAUAAGGUCCGCGGCAGUCUUCUCCCGCGAGACAUGGCCAUCUUGAUCUAUACAAGUGGCACGACUGGUCUUCCGAAACCCGCGAUCGUGAGCUGGAAGAAGUGCUGGAGUGGCGGAUUGUUCAUCGGAAACUGGCUGGAGAUUCUUCACUCAGACCGCUUCUUCACGUGCAUGCCUCUUUACCACUCAUCUGCAUCUGUCCUUGGCUUCGUGACAUGCUUGAUGAAUGGAGCAACCAUGAUCGUCGGUCGCAAAUUCUCCGCGCGAAAUUUCAUCAAGGAAGCCCGCGACAACGAUGCGACCAUCAUCCAGUAUGUGGGUGAAACUCUUCGAUACAUCCUAGGCGUGUCGCCCGACAUCGAUCCUGUCACUGGGGAGAACCUGGAUAAGAAGCACAAGAUCCGAAUUGCAUUUGGCAACGGACUCCGCCCUGAUAUCUGGAACCGCUUCAAAGACCGCUUCGACAUCACCACAAUUGCCGAGUUCUAUGCUGCCACCGAAGGAACCUCUGGCCAGUGGAACAAGUCGUCAAAUGAUUUCUCUGCUGGUGCCAUUGGCCGCAAUGGAGCACUCGGCAAUCUGAUCAUUGGACGUGGAACUGCAAUUGUUGAUGUUGAUCAUGAAACACAGGAGCCGUGGCGGGACCCGGGAACUGGCCUCUGCAAGAAAGUUCCUCGAGGUGAUCCCGGUGAGCUGCUGUUCGCCAUCGACGCCUCAGACCCUAGUGCCAACUUCCAAGGUUACUUCCAGAACAACAAGGCGACGGAGAGUAAGAUCGUUCGCGACGUUUUGAAGAAGGGCGAUGCCUACUUCCGGACCGGCGAUAUGGUUCGCUGGGACAAGGAUGGUCUCUGGUUCUUCUCGGACCGACUUGGUGACACCUUCCGCUGGAAGAGUGAGAACGUGUCUACCAGUGAGGUUUCCGAGGUUCUCGGCGCCCACCCCGAAGUGCACGAAGCAAACGUCUAUGGUGUGGCUCUGCCCAACCAUGAUGGCCGUGCUGGAUGCGCAGCUAUCGUGUUCAACCAGCAAAUCGCCAGUGGCGCUUCCUCAGGUCCCGCAAUGGAGCCCGCGCAAUCCGUUCUCGACAGCCUAGCCGCGCAUACCCUGAAGAACCUGCCACGCUUCGCGGCGCCCAUUUUCCUACGAGUGAUGCCGCAGAUGCAGUCCACUGGCAAUAACAAGCAACAGAAGCAUGUCCUUCGCACUGAGGGCGUGGAUGUCGCACAAGUCUCAAAGAGUGACCGGCUAUACUGGCUUCAGGGUAACACUUAUGUGCCAUUUGGACAGAAGCACUGGAACCGCUUAAAUGGCGGCCAGGUCCGACUUUGA
This is a messenger RNA of Penicillium atrosanguineum, 1968 nucleotides long. RefSeq lists its product as uncharacterized. The record is from RefSeq and is a predicted model, not a curated record. The coding region runs from base 1 to 1968 and encodes 655 amino acids. The transcript is spliced from 3 exons. Gene Ontology annotation, molecular function: long-chain fatty acid transmembrane transporter activity; long-chain fatty acid-CoA ligase activity. Lineage: Eukaryota; Fungi; Ascomycota; Eurotiomycetes; Eurotiales; Aspergillaceae.